Messenger RNA from Olea europaea var. sylvestris, 839 nucleotides. Its product is annotated as UDP-glycosyltransferase TURAN-like. The record is from RefSeq and is a predicted model, not a curated record. Gene Ontology annotation, molecular function: mannosyltransferase activity. The coding region runs from base 260 to 535 and encodes 91 amino acids. The transcript is spliced from 4 exons. NCBI's taxonomy places the organism in Eukaryota, Viridiplantae, Streptophyta, Magnoliopsida, Lamiales, Oleaceae. Gene Ontology annotation, cellular component: endoplasmic reticulum.
CGUUUUGAGAGUUUUCUAGCAAAAACCCGGCAUUUUUUCAAAACACAGGAAACACUCUCAUAUCCAUUUCUCUCCGUCACCGCAUAUCUCUCUCUCACACCCAUUCCCUCCACCUGUUCUGAGCAAAAUUGGGUCGGGCAUGUUGUUGGGCAAGGUGCAGUAGAGGUAGACGUCGUCGACCUAUGUGGUCCGCCACCAUGGGUUGACAUGACGACGUCGAAAUUUGAAGAAAUCAAACUAGGUCAAUUGGGGAUCACGAAUGGCCUUUCUAGAGGUUGAUAUUGUUGCAUAUGGAGGUUUAGACCCUCACACUGCCGUUUUAGAGAAUUCAUCUAUUCGUAUUCACAAAAUGCCGCAAUGGCCAACUAGUGUUCGAAAUCUGCCAAAGAUACUUCGUCCCUUAAUGCUUAUGCUCAAGCCAAUUGUUCAAUUUUUUUUGCUGCUUUGGUAUAUUUGCAUGAAGAUACCAUCUCCUAAUGUCUUUAUAGUCCAGGUGAGCUUCAAACUUGUGCUCAUUCAGUCAUUAGAAAAGUGACAUCUAAUGGGAUCAUAAUUUUUUGUUAACUCACUGUCAUAUGAUUGGCUUUAGUUUUAUGCUAAUGCUGAAUUUUGUGAAACUUUUUGGUUAGGUUCAUGCCCUCACACUGCCAUUUUAGAGAAAUCAUCUAUGUAUGUAUUGCUUCUUUCGAUUGGAGUUGCAGAGGAAUUUACAAUUUAGUUGAGAAAAUCAAAUUUGCACAACCAGUUUGUGAAUGGAAAGCACAAGUUAUGGAGCCACGUCAUGUUUUGCACACCAUUUUUUGCAUUAGAAUAGAGGGGAUGUUCCCAUAAAAAAAAAA